AUGGGCCAAUCGCAGUCAGAUGAAACCCGGCGCUCUCUUUCGCCUGACGACCUCCGCCACCGUCUAACCCAUCGUCUCCAAAAACGCACCUUCACCGAUCUAGAACUCUACUCCUUCCGCGACGUCUUCGCCUCCCUGGCAAACACCUCAAACGACGGCACCAUUUACUGGUCCCAAGACACACUUACCCGAUUCCUCGAGCUUCCCGACGCUUUAGACGUCGCUAAUUUAUUAUACCACGCCACCAGCAUCGCAGCUGGGUUCCCGUUUUUAAGCGACGGUCCCGGUGUUUUGGACUGGGAGGCCGUGGUUAGAGUUGUCUGUGUUUUCACGGGACGGUAUAAAACCGUGCUUAGGAAAGGUGGUGGGGAUGCCGUGAGGGUUUGGUUUAGGAUUUUGGCGGUACAUGAUCGUGGUGGUAAUGGUGGUUGUGGGAAUGAUGUACACGUGAAUGGGAAGGGGAUUGAGGAUGCUAUAGCUGAUGCUAUGACUAAUGGGAGGGGUCAUGGGAAGCAUGACGACGAUAAAAGCGACUACAAUGACGGCGACGAUAAUGAUGAUGAUCAUAGUGAUGAUAUCUUCCGAAUCGCAGAUCCAGAGGAUAUGGAAGACGAAAACGACGAUGAUGAAUUAGCGCUAGCGGCUUUGGAGGCAUUAGAUGCCAUUGAAGUCUUCAAACUUGCUGAAAAGCCUGCGGCAGUGGUACAGAAAUAUGUACGUCGGCUAGAUCCUAAGGAUCUGACAAAGUUGGUGAUGUUAUUGCUUGUUAUCGCACCAUUGGAUCCUCAGGAGUCGUUGGCGACUUAUGUGGAGAGGUAUUCCGGAGACUCAUUGGUAGAUUUGAGAAGGACGGCGGAGAGUAUCGUUCGCAGUAUGAGUAUUGACGGUAAACCCAUCCUUUGGACGGGGUUUAGUAAGAGUAUUAAACGGUCUUUGCCCCACCUCUUCGACGGCUUCAAACCCCUCUACGAACACUUCCUCUUCUCCAAACGUCUAAACAUGAACAAAAACCCAUCCCUCCAUCUACCACUCACCCCUCCCCUCCUCCACCACUACGGCGCAAUCCUCACCCCCACAAUCCUAAACCAACUCUCCUUCUUCCUCAAAGGCGAAAACCUCUACCGCCGACUACGAAAACUCUACAUCGGCUCCGACGACGGUUUCUCAAUGGGCAUGUUCGAACAAAAAGUAUUCAAAUGGCGUGCCCCCACCAUCCUCCUCGUCAGCGGUUCAAGAAUGGGUACCCCCUCCACCUCCCGCGAGAAAUCCUUCUCAGAUUCUCUAUCCCCCAAACGAUUCCCCGACAGUAUCACCGACGAUAACGACGAUAACGAAACAUUAACAUUCGGCGUCUACAUCGACGUAAUGUGGAAAAUAACCCACAAAGAAUGUUUCGGCAACUCCGACACCCAAAUCUUCCAACUCCACCCUAUCCACGAAGUCUUCGAAACCUCAAAGGCUCACUCGGAUUACAUCUACUGGAAUAAAUCCGCCGGUAUAGGUUUUGGCGCUCCGUUACCCAGAAUCAAGGCCGGUGAUCCGGUGUUACAUAUGAACCUCGGUGCCGUAUCUUUGAUUCUGGACGAAUCUUUGGAAUUUGGGGUGUUUACGCAUAGUUCUUCCGGUGGCGGGGCGUAUCAUACCAGUGAUUUGGGUGUAGGGGGCAGAAGUGAGGAUUGGCAGGAAAGGUUUAACAUAGAGGAGAUCGAGGUUUGGGGGGUCGGUGGGGAGGAGGAGGCGAAGGAACAGGCGAGGCAGUGGGCUUGGGAUGAGGCUGAGGCGAUGAGGAGACGGAAUGUACAGCUUGGGGAUGAUGUUGAGGCGAAUCGGGCGUUAUUGGAAAUGGCGGGUAUCAUUGGGGGUAAUAGAAGCGGUGGGAGCAUGUAG
Orbilia oligospora ATCC 24927 is the source of this 1887-nucleotide messenger RNA. RefSeq lists its product as uncharacterized. Bases 1 to 1887 code for a protein of 628 amino acids. NCBI's taxonomy places the organism in Eukaryota, Fungi, Ascomycota, Orbiliomycetes, Orbiliales, Orbiliaceae. The transcript is spliced from 4 exons. The record is from RefSeq and is a predicted model, not a curated record.